UUACUUCUUGGCUAAGUCAUCAACGAAAAUACGGAAAUGGACAAGUCAAAAACAAACAAUGAAUUUCAGGAUUUGAAUUUACGCGUCUUUUCACUCUCCCCCGAUCUCUAUAUAAAUAACUGGAUUCUCUGCCUUCAAUUAUUCACACACCAAAAGAAGAUAAAGGGAGUUUUCUUUGCUAGAUUUUUCAGUUUUCUGUGAGAAUGGCUACAGUUGGAGGAAUUCGCCCGAGUGAAGGAUCUCAGAAUAGCCUUGAGAUCGAAGAUCUCGCUCGUUUUGCCGUUGAUGAACACAACAAAAAACAGAAUACACUUUUGGAAUUCAAGAAGGUAGUGAAUGUGAAAGAGCAGGUAGUGGCAGGGACCAUGUACUAUAUAACCCUGGAGGCUGUAGACGGGGACAAGAAGAAAGUGUACGAAGCUAAGGUGUGGGUCAAGCCAUGGAUGGACUUCAAGGAAUUGCAAGAAUUCAAGCUUGUUGGUGAUGCCUAAAUCUGUUCUGUAAUUGGUAACUCCUAUAGCAGAUUUACUUUGUAAGAUAAAUAUACAGGCUUGCUGAUGUUUGAUAGUGUCUAAACUUAGUAAAAUAAAUGUGCAGCCUUGAUUCUAUGGUAGUAAUCUCUUUAAAAUAACUUAUGGAGUUGUGCUAGUUUUUGGCAAUGUGAAAUUGAAGCAGCUUUCUUGAUUCGAGUUUA
This is a messenger RNA of Olea europaea var. sylvestris, 694 nucleotides long. Its product is annotated as cysteine proteinase inhibitor A-like. The record is from RefSeq and is a predicted model, not a curated record. The transcript has 2 exons. The coding region runs from base 204 to 491 and encodes 95 amino acids. Lineage: Eukaryota; Viridiplantae; Streptophyta; Magnoliopsida; Lamiales; Oleaceae. Gene Ontology annotation, molecular function: cysteine-type endopeptidase inhibitor activity.